AAUUAUUCAAAAUGCCUAUUACACCACUCAAAAAUGAUCUAUGCAAAUCUUCGCUCUGAGGCUGUACAGCUCCGCUUCUCAAAUCUCAUGUCCGCUUCUCUUUCUCUGUCAUUCCCUCCCAUUCCUCCCCCUCUCGCGCCUCGCGAGUGGCUCCGCCGCCCAACCCUCUCUCGCCUACCCUCAACGCACUACGCUCCACUCCAAACCGAUCGCCGGCGAAAUAUCCGGCGACGAUCUCCGAUCACCAUGUCCUCCGACCACCACCUACCGACGAGUGAACUGAGCGACGAGUCCAAUUUUGAAACCAUCGUCUCCCCCGACGGUCUCAUCUCCAUCUGUGGCUUCGGUUCCCUCCUCUCCGAGAGGAGCGCGAGGAGUACAUUUCCAGACCUGAUCGACUUCAGAGUUGCGAGAUUGAACGGCUUUCGGCGCGUUUUCGCCCACGCGGCUCCGAUUUUCUUCGAGCGUGGUAUAGCCAAGCCAGAAACCAAGGAGAUAUCUAGCUUGAGUGUUGAGCCUUGUGAAGGCGAAACUCUGGUGGUUACAGUUUUCGAGAUUCAAAAAUCAGAGAUUCCGGCUUUUGUCAAGAGGGAGCUUGAAUUUCGGUUCCUAGCUGUUCUGCCCGAAACACUUGAUGGGAGGCCAUUUGACAAUCGAGCGGUGCUUUGUGCUCGAUAUAGUGAUGAGGAAUUUUUUCAAGUUCGAUGCAAAGGAAGCAAGGAGAUCUAUUUUCAGCAUUAUGGACGUUAUAACAUCCAUAAGAUUUGGCGAGAUGAUAUUUUACCUUGCCGUGUUUAUCUUAGACACUGUGUUUUGGCAGCAAAGAACCUCAGUGAUGUAGCCUACAACAACUUCCUGGAUCACACUUUCCUUGCAGACCGUAAAACAACCAUCCGUGAGUACCUUGCAACAACAGGUUCAGGCAUUAUGGAAGAGGAGCCUCCAGAAUCACUCAAGACGCGUUAUGGUGGUUGAUAUCAAACGUAUUUAAGACCAUUUGCCUGCAACAAACGUUCCUAGACAAUAUUUUCUCGGAAAUCAAUAGCAAAAUUAGAAUUUGUGUGAAGAAGGUUUCAUGCACUUGUUCAACACCAUCUUCAACCUUAUUUAUCUGUGCGCCAAGUUUCGGGGAGAAGAGCUCUAAAUUUUUUUGACCGGCAGGACAAAUGUAAAAUCGUGUACUCAAAGCAGUAAAUUUGUAUUCCAAGAAGCAAAUAGGGUGAAUACUGAAUACUGUAUUCCCUGCAAUGGUAGCAAAACUAAACAAUUGUACGCCUUUCAGAUUCAUAUUCCUCAAAAUGGAAGUUAUGGUCGAGUUGAUCGUA
Messenger RNA from Alnus glutinosa, 1325 nucleotides. RefSeq lists its product as uncharacterized. Bases 34 to 975 code for a protein of 313 amino acids. The record is from RefSeq and is a predicted model, not a curated record. The transcript has 8 exons. Lineage: Eukaryota; Viridiplantae; Streptophyta; Magnoliopsida; Fagales; Betulaceae.